Messenger RNA from Eremothecium gossypii ATCC 10895, 371 nucleotides. RefSeq names its product 40S ribosomal protein eS26 (gene RPS26A). NCBI's taxonomy places the organism in Eukaryota, Fungi, Ascomycota, Saccharomycetes, Saccharomycetales, Saccharomycetaceae. Gene Ontology annotation, cellular component: cytosolic small ribosomal subunit; ribosome. The coding region runs from base 12 to 371 and encodes 119 amino acids. The transcript has 2 exons. Gene Ontology annotation, biological process: translation. Gene Ontology annotation, molecular function: structural constituent of ribosome; mRNA binding. The record is from RefSeq and is marked provisional.
AGACAUACAAAAUGCCAAAGAAGAGAGCUUCCAACGGUAGAAACAAGAAGGGUAGAGGCCACGUCAAGCCGGUCAGAUGCGUCAACUGCUCCAAGUGUGUUCCUAAGGACAAGGCCAUCAAGAGAAUGACCAUCAGAAACAUCGUUGAGGCUGCUGCUAUCAGAGACUUGUCCGAGGCCUCCGUGUACGCUGAGUACGCUUUGCCAAAGACCUACAACAAGCUACACUACUGUGUGUCUUGUGCCAUCCACGCUAGAAUCGUGCGUGUCAGAUCCAGAGAGGACCGGAGAAUCAGAACUCCUCCUCAGAGACAGAGAUUCAACCGUGAGAACCGCGUCAACCCAGCUGACGCCGCUAAGAAGGCUUUGUAG